Molecule: messenger RNA, 4628 nt
Organism: Aethina tumida (small hive beetle)
Lineage: Eukaryota; Metazoa; Arthropoda; Insecta; Coleoptera; Nitidulidae
Gene: drosha
Product: ribonuclease 3
Exons: 12
Coding region: 295-4326 (1343 amino acids)
Biological process (GO): pre-miRNA processing; primary miRNA processing; rRNA processing
Cellular component (GO): nucleus
Molecular function (GO): ribonuclease III activity; double-stranded RNA binding
Source: RefSeq, a predicted model, not a curated record
UGGAAUGUAUUUGAUGGGGGCUUUUCCAUGUUGUUUAACUACUAAUUUGUUUAUUUUAAACUAAAUCGAUGUUGAGUAUCUGUGAUCUGAUAGCCUGUGUCUGUGAUCUCGGUUCCUCCAUGUAUUGUUUUCAAUUAUUCAAGGGAUUGAUUCCAAAUCCUAGAAUACCAAUGGCCUGCGCAGUGUUUUCACAUUUUUCUUAGCUAAUAUUCAUGGCAGGCGGCAAUUCGACCGUUCUCAACGGUCUGUAGGUAGUAUUUACAUAAUUAGGAUAUAGAAUUUCAACAAUCCAGGAUGGCUGACUCUUAUUACUAUUAUAACAAUAACAUGAAUUACAAUCAUUACAAUGCAAACCCGCAAUAUCAACAAUUCAAUGUUCCGCCACCGCCGCAACCCCAGUGGAAUGAAUGGAUGCAUCAGAAUGUACCUAACUCACAAUUUAACUCUUAUGGGGCAUUCAAUUCGUAUAUACCACCACCUGACUUCAGUGUGCCCCCACCUAAUAUAACAGUGCCACCACGAGCACCCCCACAAAUGGGCAUACAAUAUAACUCUAAUAGUAACCCGGUUCAACAUCAGAAUUAUGAUAACCAGUUUUCGAAAGACCUACAUUCAUACAGGAUGCCGCAGAAUGGAUAUUGUUCCACAUCGACUCAACAAAAUUCAAAGGAGACCUUUAGACCAAUAAUAAGUGAUCAAAAUGGAAGAUAUGAAAGGCCAUACAGAGAAAGAAGUCGAUCACCAACCAGGGAUGAUAGGAGACCUAAUUAUAAAAAGCAGUACAGCACACCAGUUAUUAGCAAUGGUAAAAAAGUACCUUUUGCUAGAACUAGAUUUGAUAAAUAUAUUCCCAGUAAUAAUGCAAACAAACCUAGUGCAAGAAGAGAUGCCAAAGAGAAAUCUGAAAGGGACAUUCUGUUGUGCAAUUAUCGCAAGGAUUAUUGUGCGACCAGAGAAGAAAUAACCACUAAAUUAGAAGAAUUAGCUAAACAGGACGACCUUCUGGAGAAGGAAAAGGAUAUUUGGACGAGGACCACUCCGGCAGAUUUACAUUACAAACGUGAUGACGAUAAUCCGAAAAUUAUAAAGGGAACACCCAAAUUAUUGCAACUUUGUGAACAAUUUAAAACGAAAUUAAUUAAUAGAAGGGCUAACGCUAACAAGAACAAACCCGAGUACAUUCCACCACCCAGGAAAAAUAGAGCCAAAUUAUGUACACAUAAAAGUGAGGUGCAUAGCUCCUCAGAUAGUUCUAGCGAGGAAGACCUGACGGACGAGGAGGACUACACCAUGGAGGAGCUGGAGAGGAAACAGAAGCACCCCGACCGACUUCAUCCGGAAAUGUGGUACAACGAUCCCGGUGAAAUGAACGACGGACCACUUUGCAGAUGUUCGAUGAAGUCGAGGAAGUCUGGCAUCAGACAUGGAAUCUAUCCCGGCGAGAAGACUCAAGUGAAAUGCGAUCUCAAUUCAAAUAACGCGGAUAAAUUGUAUCAUUAUCGAAUUACAAUUUCCCCACCAACAAAUUUUCUUAUUAAAACGCCCACUAUUAUUCAACAUGACGAACACGAGUUUAUUUUUGAGGGAUUUUCGAUGUUUUCUCAUUUUCCUUUAGUUAAAUUACCUACCUGUAAGGUUAUCCGAUUUAAUAUUGAGUACACCAUAUUUUACAUUGAAGAGAAGCUGCCAGAAAACUUCACCAUCCAGGAAUUAGACCUUUUUCAUGAGUAUCUUUUCACUGAAAUCUUAGAACUUGUUGAUCUAGAUUUUAAAGGUCAUGGUGAUAAAGAUGGAUGUUCGCAGUUCCACUUCAUGCCGCGCUUCGUACGUGAAUUGCCAGAUAAUGGUAAAGAAAUAUUGUCCAUGAAUGAGGUACUCAAGUAUUUGAUUGAAAAAUCUGUGCCACUAAUAAGAAAGGAUCAGUUGGAGGACAUGGUUAAUAUGAGUCAAUAUGAGUGGCAAAGCUUUGCAGAUGAAGUUAAGGGAAUGGUUGUGACUUAUCCUGGCAAAAAGCCAUGCUCAGUUAGAGUAGAUCAGCUAGACAGGAAUUUAGACCAACAGAAACCAGGAAAUUAUCAAUUUCCUGAAAUCGUGCAUUUCGGAAUUAGACCACCUCAAUUAAGUUAUGCAGGAAAUCCUGAUUAUCAAAAAGCCUGGCGAGAUUACGUGAAAUUUAGACACCUGCUGGCAAAUAUGUCCAAACCGUCCUUCGAUGACAAAAGGAAGCUUGAAGCUAAAGAGAAUAAACUACAAGAAAUGAGGACUCAGGGUAAAAUGAAACGAGAUGUCACAGUCGACAUAUCUUCGGAGGGAUUUUAUCGCACUGGAAUUAUGUGUGAUAUUAUACAACAUGCCAUGUUGAUACCAGUUUUAGUUUGUCAUUUGAGAUUUCAUCAUGCCUUGGACGUUCUGGAAGCAACUAUUAACUAUAAAUUCAACAAUAGAAGUCUUCUUCAGCUGGCAUUGACGCAUCCAUCGUACAGGGAGAAUUUCGGCACAAAUCCAGAUCAUGCACGUAACAGUCUGACCAAUUGCGGCAUCCGACAACCUGAGUACGGAGAUCGAAGGAUCCAUUACAUGAACACAAGGAAAAGAGGCAUUAACACGCUCAUCAAUAUUAUGUCCAGGUUCGGGAAACAGAAAGAAACUGAAUCGAACAUUGGCCACAAUGAACGGUUGGAGUUCUUGGGCGACGCGGUGGUAGAAUUUUUGUCGUCGAUUCACCUUUUCUUUACGUUUCCUGAUCUUGAAGAAGGAGGUUUGGCAACUUACAGAGCUGCAAUCGUACAGAAUCAGCAUUUGGCCGUGCUGGCACGGAAACUCGAUUUGGACCAAUUUAUGUUGUACGCUCACGGGUCCGAUUUGUGUCACGAUUUGGAGCUGCGACACGCUAUGGCUAACUGCUUUGAAGCGUUUAUGGGAGCUUUGUAUUUAGAUGGAGGGAUAGAGGUGGUAGACAGGGUAUUUUCGGGAACACUCUUUAAGGAAGAUAAACAAAUACUGGACACUUGGGUUCAACUACCCUUACAUCCUUUGCAAGAGCAAGAACCACAGGGAGACAGACAGUGGAUACCUAAAUUUCAAUUUUUACAAAAGUUAACUGAAUUUGAGAAGUCACUUGGUGUAGAAUUCACACAUAUUCGACUAUUGGCCAGAGCUUUCACAGAUAGAAGUAUUGGGUACACAAAUUUGACCAUGGGUUCGAAUCAAAGAUUGGAGUUCUUGGGUGAUACAGUCUUGCAGCUAAUCGCAUCCGACUAUUUGUACAAGUACUUUCCUGAACAUCAUGAAGGACAUUUAUCUCUGUUGAGAAGUUCCCUAGUGAAUAAUAGGACACAAGCUGUCGUUUGUGAUGAAAUUGCAAUGACCAACUAUGCAGUUUAUCACAACCCCAAAGUCGAGUUGAAAACCAAGGAUAGGGCAGAUUUAUUGGAAGCUUUCAUUGGUGCCUUAUAUGUGGACAAGGGAAUUGAACAUUGCGAGGCUUUCUGUAAAGUUACACUGUUCCCAAGACUUCAAGAAUUUAUAGUGAAACAAGAUUGGAAUGAUCCUAAAUCAAAGCUUCAACAGUGUUGUCUCACUCUUAGAACCAUGGAUGGUGGGGAACCAGAUAUUCCUGUUUACAAGGUUAUUGAAUGCAAGGGUCCAACGAAUACUCGAUUGUACACUGUGGCGGUCUAUUUUAGAGGCAAACGUCUUGCACACGAAACUGGUCAUAGCAUACAACAGGCAGAAAUGAAGGCCGCCAAGAAAGCAUUGGAAAUCUCCCAUGAUUUAUUCCCACAACUAGAUCACCAAAAGAGGGUUAUAGCACACAGCAUGAAAAAGCAAAAGAAACGCAAAACUAAAAGACUCCCUGGUAACAUAGAUGACCAAGACAGUUCGAGUUCUCAUUUAAAUAACAGAAGGCGUAGCAAAAGUAGGUCCAGAUUCAGGUCCAGGUCUAGAUCAAGGUCAAGAUCCAGAUCUCGUUUGAGAUCCAGGUCCAGAUCCAGCUUAAAAUCGAGAUCCAGAUCGAAAAGCCGAUCCAGAUCGAGGUCGAGGUGCAGGUCGAAUUCGAAAAGUCGUAACUCGUCGCCCUACAGUAUCGAUUCCACUUCUAGUCGUGACUCACGAUCUCAUUAUCGGAGAUCAAUAUCUUCCGAUAGUUGUAAAAGUUUAUCGCCGGAUAGAUUUGACAGAAAUUCACCAUGCUCUUCAAAGAAGACUGCGAGUAGUUCGAGAUCACGAAAUAUUAGUCCGUUGAGCAAGCAGGCUUACUCUCCUAAACCGUCUACAUCAACCGCAGACACCGAUUUCCCUGGGUUUGACGAAGAUGUAUUUUAGUCAUUGAAUGUAGAAAUUAUGUUUUGUUCACAAUUCACAAAAUUAUUAAUUUCGACGACCCAAAUUUAUGUUGUAAAGUAGUAUUUCCUGAGCCUGCUAAGGAGGUACUCCACUGCAACGUAAAUUGUUGUCACUGCCCCUUUGUUGUUAAUAAAGUUUUAAUUUUGUUUUAAAUUAUGUUCAUAUAAAUCAGUACCUGACUGAAGCAAACUGAUGUAAGUUUUUUAAUAUUUUAACAAUAUUUUGUUUUAUUUGUUGGUUAACCAGUGGAAUUUUGAUUUAAUAUAUUUAUUAAAAUUGAA